AUUCAAACUGUUUUGGUUGGUGACAAUUUGUUGUGAAAUUGUGCCUCCGAACACAGAUGUGUGAAUUUAAACGAAAAUUGUUUGAUAAAACUCACAAAUAUUGAGUGAAUUUUUGUGUAAAAACCACAAAAAGUGGUAUUUUAAGUGAUCUACUGCGAAAAAAAGCGGAUAAGCAUUCGAUAGCCAUGGGUUCAAUCAUGGAAUCAUCUCCGAAUGAGCAAAUGAGACCAUUCAAAUUAGUUCACCAAAUUGUUAGCUUGACUGGAAUCAGUUUUGAGCAGAAAAGCAUUAUCGGUUUUGUUGAGUUAACCAUCAUUCCAACGAAGAACAAGCUGAAAGCAAUCCAUUUGAAUGCAAAACAAUGCCGUGUUUAUCGGGUAGUUUUUAACGAUGACAUCGAAGUUCCGUACGAAUAUUUCGAUCCAUUCUUGAACAUUUGUCAAGAUGAUACCGAAACUCGGGCGCUGGAUGAUUUUUCAAAGUAUCACUUGGAAGCGGCUAAAAGUGUUGAUCCAGAUCAUUGUGCGGGUGAAUUGGUGCUUCUUAUACCACCAGAAGCUAGUGAAGCUGUGGCCGAUGGCAAAGAGUUGCGUAUUGGCAUUGAGUUUUCAUUAGAAAAUCCAGAUGGAGGCAUGCAUUUUGUGACCGUUGAAAAUGAUGAUCCGACCGCAGUCAAUUCAUCACAUUUGUACACCUAUGCACCGGAAAAUUCAAGUAGAUUAUGGUUCCCGUGCAUAGACAGCUACGCUGAGCCAUGCACAUGGAAACUUGAAUUCACUGUGGAUGAUAAUUUGACGGCAGUUUCAUGUGGUGAACUAACUGAUGUGGUCAUGACACCAGAUAUGCGACGAAAAACAUAUCAUUACACCAUUAAUGUACCGGUCUGUGCGCCAAAUAUAGCAUUGGCCGUUGGUCCAUUCGAAAUUUAUGUCGAUCCACACAUGCAUGAAGUGACUCACUUUUGCCUACCGCAAUUGUUGCCACUGUUAAAGAAUACCGUGCGCUAUAUGCACGAAGCAUUUGAAUUUUACGAAGAAAUCCUCUCAACACGAUACCCAUUCACAUGCUACAAGCAAGUGUUUGUCGAUGAAAUCGGUUCGAACGUUCGGGCUUAUUCAACGAUGAGCAUUUUAUCGACGCAUUUACUUCAUUCAAUCGCUAUCAUUGAUCAAACAUACGAAACACGAAAAACUCUGUCCAUUGCGAUUGCCGAGCAAUUUUUCGGAUGUUUCAUCACGAUGCAUCACUGGUCAGACACUUGGUUGGCCAAAGGUAUAGCCGAAUACAUGUGCGGAUUGUAUUCGAAAAAGUGUUUCGGUAACAAUGAAUACCGCGAAUGGAUUCAAGAGGAACUGGCCGAAGUGGUGAAAUACGAAGAACAAUACGGUGGAAUCAUUCUGGAUCCAUCCGUUCCACCGGCUCCAUUGCCGGUGUCAACCAACGCGCCUACAAGUAUCACAAAACAACCAGACGAACACUAUUUUCCCAUUAAAAAUAUGCACACAAUGUCACCCAAGUACAUUGAGGCGAUGCGCAAGAAAGCCCACAUUGUUAUUCGCAUGUUGGAGCAUCGAAUCGGUCAACAGCUCCUCAUUCAAGUGUUUAACAAGCAAUUGGCAUUGGCCACUAAUGCAGCCGGCCAAUCAUCUGCCAGCGGUCUUUGGCAUCACCUACUCAUUUCCACGAAUAUUUUCAUUAAAGCCAUUUUUACCGUCACCGGCAAAGAUAUGUCGGUGUUCAUGGACCAAUGGGUACGCACUGGUGGACACGCCAAAUUCUUAUUGACUUCGGUUUUCAAUGCGAAGAGGAAUACAAUCGAAUUGGAAAUUCGACAAGACUGUGUUAAUCAAAAAGGUGUGAGGAAAUACGUUGGACCACUUUUGAUUCAAUUGCAAGAAUUGGACGGCACAUUCAAGCACACAUUACAAAUCGAAAAUACGGUGGUUAAGGCCGAUAUCACGUGCCAUUCGAAAAGCAGAAGGAACAAAAAGAAGAAAAUUCCAUUGUGUACCGGAGAAGAAGUCGAUAUGGACUUAUCGCCAAUGGGUGAUUCUCCCGUGCUAUGGAUUCGACUCGAUCCGGAAAUGAUCAUUUUGCGUUCGGUUGUAAUAGAACAGCCGGAUUUUCAAUGGCAAUUCCAAUUGCGGCACGAGCGUGAUGUAACGGCUCAGUUUGCGGCCAUCGCUGCAUUGAAAAAAUAUCCAACCGCUGCUACUCGACUAGCACUCACCGAUACUAUUGAGAACAACAAUUGCUUUUACAAAGUCAGAUGCAAAGCGGCCCAUUGCUUGAAAGAUGUUGCAAAUGCAAUGGUAACGAGUUGGACGGGACCACCGGCGAUGCAGCAAAUAUUCCGAAAAUUUUUUGGUUCAUUCAGUGCACAGCACAUUAUUAAACAAAAUAAUUUCGCAAAUUUUCAAUUGUAUCACCUGCAAAAGACUAUUCCAGUGGCGAUGGCUGGACUGAGGACGGCUCAUGGCAUUUGUCCACUCGAUGUGAUGCGUUUUCUAUUAGAUCUCUUCAAGUAUAAUGACAACACACGAAAUCACUACUCGGAUAACUAUUAUCGAGCUGCAUUAAUCGAUGCACUGGGAGAGUCAAUCACACCAGUUGUAUCGAUGAUCGAACAAGGAUCCACAAUCACUGCGGAAAGUUUAUCUACCGAUGCAAAGCUCGUUCUUGAAGAAGUGACACGGCUGCUGAACUUGGAAAAACAUUUGCCAUCGUACAAAUACUGUGUUACAGUUUCCUGUUUGAAAGUUAUUCGAAAAUUGCAAAAAUGCGGGCAUUUACCAUCAACACCGAAAUUGUAUCGAUCGUAUGCUGCGUAUGGCCAGUACAUUGAUGUACGCGUAGCAGCCAUGGAAUGUCUGGUGGAUUUUGUAAAGGUCGAUGGCGAAUAUGAUGAUUUAAAGCACUUAUUGGAUCUUCUCAGCCACGAUCCCGAUCUAAUGGCCAAACACAAAUUGGCUCGAUUGCUAAUUGACAAUCCACCAUUUACAAAGCCCAACCGAAAUAAGAAACUCGUCGAACAAAUUUGGCGUAAUAUGAAUACUGUUACAUCAAAUAAUGCGCAAAUGAGGUGCAACUUCGUGGAUUUAUACUAUUCCAUGUUUGGAUCAAAGACUCCAAAUUGCCUGGCUAAAAAUGAAAUGCCAUUAUCGAUGGGUCUUCCAAGGAUUCCGAAAAUUCCAAAAAUAACCGAUGUCAGGCGUUCGGCCAGUCCAUUUGAGAAUACCAUAGUUACUCAACCGCCGGUAGUCGAUGAACCAGUCGCAGUCGAAGAUGGAGAAAUUGAACCGGUCAAUGGAUCAGCCGAAGAAAAAGAAGAACCAGCUGAUGAUAUCGUUGUAAAGACCGAAAAGAGGGAUGCAACUGAAAUGGAUGCGGACAAUCGACAGCCGGAUGCGAAGAGAGUUAAAACUGAAUUCUGUUCCGAUAAUUCAGUGUCGUUGCCAGGGAUUUUGCCGGGUAGCUCCGGUCCAGUUGGUUUUGAGCCGGGCAUGUUCAAAAAUGAUGAUGAAAGCAGCAGUCACAGCCGAAGUAAAUCGAAAGAUAAAGAGAAAGCAAGCGAUGGAACAUCUAAGAAGAAAAAGAAGAAGGACAAGAAGAAGCAUAAACAUAAGCACAAGCAUAAGCACAAGACAGAGACCAAGGAUAAGGAGAAAAAGGAGAAAGAAAAGAAAGACCCGAAUAUAUCACGACUUUUAGUCAAAGAAGAAACACCCGAAACGCUUAGCUCAGCCGAAACCUCUAGCAAUAGUAACCAAACGUUUCAAGAUUUAACUUCGACAAUGUAAAAUUAACUUCAGCAAUUUUGUUUAACUCAUCGAAACAAUACAAACAGAAUAAUUGUAAAAUAUAUGUUGUUUGCGUCAAUUGAACAGAACAUUUUGUUAGCGUAUUAAAUCAAUUAAGAAACAUUUUAAAUAAAUUAUAUUUGGAAUAAUAAAAAAUUACAACAGCAAA
This is a messenger RNA of Sitodiplosis mosellana (orange wheat blossom midge), 3969 nucleotides long. It is a transcript of the gene Taf2, whose product is annotated as transcription initiation factor TFIID subunit 2. The record is from RefSeq and is a predicted model, not a curated record. Gene Ontology annotation, cellular component: transcription factor TFIID complex. Gene Ontology annotation, molecular function: zinc ion binding; RNA polymerase II general transcription initiation factor activity; metallopeptidase activity. Gene Ontology annotation, biological process: transcription initiation at RNA polymerase II promoter. The transcript is spliced from 10 exons. Lineage: Eukaryota; Metazoa; Arthropoda; Insecta; Diptera; Cecidomyiidae. Bases 186 to 3800 code for a protein of 1204 amino acids.